Molecule: messenger RNA, 759 nt
Organism: Corapipo altera (White-ruffed manakin)
Lineage: Eukaryota; Metazoa; Chordata; Aves; Passeriformes; Pipridae
Gene: RNF32
Product: ring finger protein 32
Source: RefSeq, a predicted model, not a curated record
AUGUCAGAGGAAGCAGAAUUUGCACAUGCAAGAACUGGAGUUAAUCAAAAUGGUAUCUCUGAGGUAGUAAGGAGGCGCUACAAAGGGCUGCUCCUCCAAAAGAGAGAUGAUACAGUUUCUGCAGUUUGUCUACAGGAUCAUAUAAUACACACUCAUCAGCUCCAGGAUUUUUCUUUAGCAGAACAUUUUAAGUCAAGGAUAAGAGAUACCAAGAACAUUUACAAACCUGUGAACAAAGAAAUGGGCAGAAGAAUAGUGGGUACUGGACUAAGAAAAAAGAGCACUGACCACAAAACCAAGGCAGAUGCAGAAAAGGAGUAUCUUCUUGAUCCCAGUACUCCACAGCUAAAGUUAGAAUGCUUUAAAGUCAGGUUUAGUUCUUGGGGUUAUUUUUCUCCUUUGAAAGAACAGGUGCUGCAUUCAUGUUCCCAUGUACUCCAUAAAGCAUGCCUGAAAACCUUUGGAAAAUUUACAGGCAAAAAUUGUUCUAUGUGUAGAAAAGAGCAGUAUCAGACCAAAGUGAUACAUGAUGUGGCAUUUUUGCUCGAGUUUCCUCCUCUUGAGCAAAAUUUCAUCUUAGGGAAUUCAAGCUUUCUGGAGGGAUAUAUUGUUAGAAAACUGUAGAAAGACUUGAGAGAAACAGUGCCUCCUAAGGAUAGUGUAUUAAGAAAGCAAUUAUUUGAGAAAAUGUUAUGUUGCAUUCGCUUCUUUGGUCUGCUUCUUUUGUGUGAUUCACCUUCCUUAAAUCAGAACUCCUAA